AAAUAUUAAAUAUACAUGUGAAUAGGGUACAAUAUAUCACCAUGAAACUUCCUCAGUGGAUUAUUUACAUGAGGACAAUUAUUAUUUAAGUUUUCUGAAAUUGUGUGUAAAAUAAGCAAAUCAAACGUAAUCUAAUUCUAACUUUUGGUAUAUUUAGCAGAAAUCUACAGAAACAAAUAGACAAAAAGUGGUAAAAUAAAUCUGCCUCUGCUGAAAAACAGACAUCUUAUGGAAGCAAAAUAACCCAAAGUUUCCUAAUUGACCAGUGUACUUAAAAAAAAACGUAUGUUGUACUUCCUCCACGUCAGAUAUAAAAUAAGGCCACUUAAGAAGACUGAACUGUUUACAACAUUUUGGCUUCAGUGCCUACAUGAAUAACUAACUUGAAGUUACUUAGUAUUGUUUUCUCUCUCUCUCGGCCAUCCAGUGCUCCACACAAUGCAAUAAGGCAUCACAAGACACCUGUUGGAUCUGGUUGCCGCCAUGGCCCAUCGCUCAUAUUACAGCUUGCAGUGCUGGAGAGGGGAGCAUUACUCUGGAGCUCUGCAUGCACACCUAUGGAUGCUGUUUGAAAAGUCCUCAGCAUGCCGUCGUCCAACCAGGGCUGGCCUGAGGAGUUCGGCUUCCAGCUUGGUGGCAAUGGACCCAGCUACAUCCUGUCUGUGGAGGAGGGCAGCAGCGCACACCUGGCUGGGUUGCAGGCAGGGGAUCAGGUCCUGGAGAUCGAGGGCCACAAUGUGUCAACGCUGGGUCCCCAAGCUGUCGUCGCCAUCGCCCAGACUCAGAAGAACAUCCCUCCCAGUAUCGGAGUGGUGUCCCGCAUUCAGCAGAUGGACAUCGUACCUGGUCCGGAUGGUCGUUUUGGGUUCACCAUCGUGGGAGACUGCCCCCUGCUGGUGGAGGACUGCUCGCCUUGCUCUCCAGCCGGCCGCGCAGGCCUGCGGGCCGGGGAUUACGUCAUGGAGGUCAACGGAAUCCCCGUCAGGCAGCACGAGACAGCCGCGGCGCUGAUCAAGGCCUCCCAGGGCAGGACGCUCCGUUUGGGGGUGCUGUGUCUCGGCCCGAGGCAGAAACGCAGCAUCAGCAUCGAGGACAGUCAAAUGGGAGGAGAGGGAGCGAGACUGGACCGUAAACAUAAAGCUCUGGAGUUCAACAGGAGGGUUGACCAGAUUUUAGGUGACGAACCUGAAGUGAAAGAGAAACUCUUCACUGUGCUGAAGCAGUAUGCAGCGGAGAAGAGAGUGGAGUGGUUGGCCUCGGCCCUGCCUGACAUUCUCACCACUGAUGAGCAUCGGCAGCUCAUUUCCAGCAUCAGAAUCUUCAUUCCCAAGAAGCACCGGCAGCGCUUCGACGAGGCCGUGAACCAGAACGUGGCGAACCGGCUCUGCCGCAGCAAGAGCAUCAGCGAGCCGCAGGGCAGGAUCCGGCGGAGUCGGAGCGAGGAUCACUCCGAUCGCCAUCGUGGGUCCAAACGGGCCAGCUCAGUGCCCAGAGAUGGAGAACCCGGGGGGAGGGGGGAGGCGGAGAGAGACAGGGGCACGAGGAAGUCCGUCUCUGGGAUGCCCGCACAUCCCCCCAUUGGACCCAAUCAGAGGGUGGUUCGUGUCUACCGGGGGAAGAAGAACUUCGGCUUCACGCUGCGAGGCCACGCCCCCGUCUGCAUCGACUCCGUUAUCCCAGAUAGUCCUGCUGAGGAAUGUGGACUGAAAACAGGCGACCGUAUCCUCUUCCUCAAUGGACUGGACAUGAGGAACUGUUCCCAUGAGAAGGUGGUGUCCAUGUUGCAGGGCAGCGGGGCGAUGCCCACCCUGGUGGUGGAGGAGGGUCCAUCUGAAUACUCCUCAGACCAAACCGACCCAGAGGAGUCUCCAAGCCUGCCACCCACCACGUUACCGCGCUCCAGGUCUCCAGCCCUCAGCUCUCUGCAGUGGGUGGCAGAGAUUCUUCCACCAAGCAUUAAAGUCCACGGGCGGACCUUCAGCCAGCAGCUGGAGCACCUGCUGACCAUCCAGGAGAGGUACACAGUCUGCAAGUCCCUGGAGACCUUCUUCCAGCACAGGAACGUGGACACUCUGAUAGUAGACGUGUUUCCGGUGUUGGACACUCCGGCCAAACAGCUGAUCUGGCAGUUCAUCUACCAGCUACUGACGUACGAUGAGCAGGAGCGCUGCCAGGGCAAGCUGUCCCGCUUUCUUGGUUUCAAGAGCAGUGCAGUGUUGGAGCCUGACAUAGGCCCGGAGCACCACCGGCGGAGCAGCUCCAUGCGUGUGACGGGAACAUCGUACCGUGGCAGCAUCAGAGAGAGAAGCUCUGAUGAUUGCAUCAUCGGGACUCACCUGGGAAUGGGAAUUCAUGUGGAUGAAUCCGGGAACCCGGAGGAGAGGCAGUCAGGAGAUGGAACCUCCUUCCCCGAGUCCCCUGACCUCAAUCAUAUGACAGGGGUGUACACAGAGCUGGAGACCGUUUACCCAGGGAAGAGUGUGUCACCGCUGCAGGGCGGCUCUUCCGCAGAGCCCGAGGGCCAGGGACAGACUGAGGCCUACGGGCGCCCUCUGUCCCCCCUCACACUCCCCCCUCUUACAGGUAACCGUAAAUCGGGCCUUUCCCUGUCCUGGAAGGAGCCUCUCCCCACUCCUGUGUACGAGAUCCACCACCAGAGCAGCGUGGACUCCAACCCUUACGUCAGCCUGGAAAGCCCCCCGGCCUCCCCUCAGCCCUCGGAUAGCGGCCCCAACACGCUGACACGCCGCAAGAAGCUGUUCACCUUCUCCCGCCCGCCCCGCAGCCGGGACACGGACAAGUUCCUGGAUGCUCUGAGCGAGCAGCUAGGCCACCGGGUCACUCUGGUGGAUGACUUCGUACACGGGGAGAACGACUAUGAGGAGAUGAGUUUCCAGGAGGACCAGGACCUGGGCUUCAUCCCCCGGCAGCUCAGCAGCGGCAGCGAAGAGGAGCACAGUAGCAGCGACGAGGCCUCCUCCCCCACCUACUCCUCAGGAUCCGAGGCCAUCCCUCCACCUCCCACCCAGAGCCCCCCGCCUCCCCCGCCUUUCCAGUCUCUGAUCCCGCCCCCUGUCCAGUUCACUGACCCCCUGCCGCCGGUCCGCUUCUCCCCAGAGCACGUCCCCCGCAGCCGGAUGCCCUUCCAGCCGCACCACCCCAUCAUCCCUCCGCCUCCGCCCCCUCCGAGGACCCUCCUGUCCAGCCGCUCUCCUCUCCACAAAGGGCCCCCAAACAGAGACGAAGCGGAGAAAACUCACCCGCGCUUCCAGCCCACCACCCGCCUCUCGCACGGCCACACCAACCUGGGCUCCUCCACCCUGCGCUCCUCCCAGCCGUCCCGCCCCUGCUACCUGCCCCGGCAGCUGAGCCAGCCCCAGCCCAUCCUCCACACGUCCCCCCAGCCCUCCCCGCAGCCGCUCAGACCCAGCCAGCUCGUCCUCCAGAGGCACCACCAGCUCCACCACCAACACAGCUACCAGGGCCCGCUGCCGCCGUCCCUCCAGGAACACGGCUCGUCUCAGAGUCAGAGUCAAGGCCCCGCGGGCUCCACGCUGCACUCCAAGCCUCCGGCCUCUCACUCCACCCUCCCCACCCACACCAAGACCUAUGAAACCCCUCGGCAGGAACACCCGUCACAACAGGCACCGCCACCCCCACCUCCACCCCUGCCCCCACCCUGUGACCCGCCUCCGCUGCCCAAGCAGAGCUCCCAGGCCUCGGACACCAACCACAUGAGUGUGAAGAGGCUGCGCUGGGAGCAGGUGGAGAACUCUGAGGGAACCAUAUGGGGUCAGCUCGGAGAGGACUCAGACUACGACAAGCUCACUGACAUGGUGAAGUACUUGGACCUUGAUCUGCACUUUGGGACACAACGGCGGCCCAUCUCUCCUCCAGAGCCAGCCUUCUUGCCGGAGAACUUUAAAAAGAAAGACGUGGUGGAGAUUCUGUCUCAUAAGAAAGCCUACAACGCCUCCAUCCUCAUCGCUCAUCUGAAGCUCUCCACCGGCGAGCUGCGUCAGAUCCUGAUGAACAUGACCACGGAGCGGCUGGAGCCCGCCCACAUCAAGCAGCUGCUGCUCUACGCGCCGGACGACGACGAGGUCAAACAGUACGAGCGGUUUGAACAGGACCCGGCCAAACUGAGCGAGCCCGACCAGUUCAUUUUCCAGAUGCUGAUGGUGCCAGAGUAUAAAACCCGUCUGCGGAGCCUCCACUUUAAGACCACCCUGCAGGAGAGGACGGAGGAGAUGAAGGUUGCGUACGAUUACAUCUACAAGGCUUCGGUGGAGCUGAAGAGCAGCAAGAAACUGGCCAAAAUCCUGGAGUUUGUUCUUGCAAUGGGGAAUUACCUGAAUAAUGGCCAGCCAAAGAGUCACAGGACAACCAGUUUUAAGAUCAACUUCCUAACUGAGCUAAGCACAACCAAAACAGUAGACGGGAAAUCCACCUUCCUCCACAUUCUGGCCAAGUCUCUGUGCCAACACUUCCCCGAGCUGCUCAACUUUUCCAGAGACCUGACAACAGUGCCUCUGGCAGCCAAGGUGAACCAGAGGGCCAUCACAGCAGAGCUGAGUGACCUCCACAACACCAUCCUGGACAUCAGGAAGUCCUGUCUGAAGAUCCCGCCCACCUCCGAGGACCACUUUGCCUCCGUGAUGAGCAGCUUCUUGGAGAACAGCCACCCUGCGAUCCAGUCUCUGGAGUCCCUGCAGACCCGAGCUAUGGAGGAGUUCGCCAAGGUGGCCUCCUUUUUCGGAGAGGACAGCAAUUCGGCCAGCACCGAGUCCUUCUUCGCCAUCUUCGCUGAGUUCAUUUGCAAGUUUGAGAGAGCUCUCAAUGAGACCCAGACUCCAGACAACCCCAGAAGCCCCAGACUGUCUUCCCCUCUGGCCUGGUAGAAGUUAGGAACAGACGGACGUCGGGCCAAACCGACAGGCCGGGCGGCACCAUUUUUCACUCUGCUCUCCACAACCAAAGUGCCAAGAUCACACACAGAGACACUCAGAGAGCACGUCAUCUAUAGCAAACAGGAUGGAACCACACUGUAUCUAUCUGUAGAUAAUCGGCUAAUGAGUGCCCCGUGUGCUACAUUACUGAUAUUUCAGGUGCUGGGUAGAGCAGGAACAUUCAGGAACUCACCGCACACUGACCGCUCCAGCCAGACUUCACAUUAUUUACAUCUUUGGAACACAAACUGACAUGUAAGUAAUGAAAACACCUGGUCUGGAUAUUUAGAUUAUGUUUAAUACAUACAUGACUAUAUAAAGUUUAUAUUUUCUAUCAGAUCAUAUUUGAAAAUUGUAAAGAUUAAGCAUAGAUGUAGACUGACGACAGUUAUCUAGGAGCGAGGUGACUCACAGUGUAGUUUAGUUAGCGUGUACGGAGCCAGGCAGUUCAUACAGUGGUGCGUUCACUGCCCCCCCAUACUGCAGGAUCUUCUUUUUUUAGAAAUAAUUAAUUUAGAGUUUUUUCCAACGUCAUGUGUCCACAUUAAUGGUCCAGACUUAAACUUAAUGUGGACUUAAUGUAAACUACUGUGAAUUUAAAGGGCAUCUAUUCUAUUAUGGGAAUUAUAAUGACAUAAAGAGUUAAUAGUUUCCUGUUCUUGUACAGGGAGUGAAGGUCAAGUCAUCCACACAAAGCUCUGCUUUUGUUCUUUGCUGUACACUGAAUGUUACAUUGCUAAUUUCUCUUUUAGGAUUUUGUAUGGAAGUUAAACAUUACCAAACAAACACAAAUCCUUACUGAAUUCUUAAUAUUAUAAUUAAAGUCUAAUCUAUAAAACUGAAAUAUUACUAUCUAUUCUGAAUUUAAAUGGUUUGAAUUCCCAUCUUUGAUAUUUCCAGAAUUUUUUUUAAUUUUAUUUUUCAGUUUCAAAAAUUUAGAUGAAAAAAAGUUGUGGUUAACUUUAGCUUCAACUCCUUAUACAAGUGUAAUUAAGGAUGAAGACAUCAUUACAUAUUCUUGUAUAUUUGGAUUAUUUUAAGAUGGAGGUAAAACAAUGCCCUAAAGAUUUAACUUUUUUAGAAAUAUCAGAAUACCCAAUUGCAAAUUUUAAUCACUACUGAAUUCUCAAUAUUGAAUUGACAGCAUGAAAUAUUACUAUCUAUUCUGAAUUUAAAUUGUUUGAAUUCCCAUCUUGGGUUGAUUGUACCUUUUUUUAUUUCUGGGGGGUUCACAAAUUUAGACAAAAAAAUUAGGUUGUGGUUAACUUUAGCUUCAGCUCCCCAUACAAGCGUGAUUAAGGAUGAAGACAUCAUUACAUUUUUAAAAAUAUUUUUGCUUCAGUGGUUAUCCAUAUUUCUUUAGAGGGAGUUUUACGCCUCGUUUCCACACAGUUCUGUUUACAUGCGAGUCACCUGUAAGGCCAUUAAUAUAUAAUAUAUUAAUAUAUAACGGGAACCUCUGUGAUCCACAAUAUGGUGAUCUGACUCAUCUACAGUACAGUGUACCUGUAGCUGUGUUGUAUUUAUGUCAAUGAACUAUUGUUGUAAAUUUACAGAUUUUUGCUAUGCACUGCUCAUCAUUUUUCUCUUUUUGUAUUCUCCUCUAAGUCCUGGUUUAUUUUCUCAUUCAAAAGUCCCACCAGGAAACGUACCGUUAGCAUUUUAUGCUAACUGCCUGUGGAAUUCGCUAGCAGGCUGUUUUAUUAAAAUCAGCUGUGUCGCUAUACUGUUAGUCAAAUAGUGUUAUUGAAUAACUCACAAGAAACUAGUUAAGCUAGUUUAACACAUUUUGAACUUGAGGGAUAUUUUGUGAAAACACCUAAAUGGAAGUUAAUAUUGGGAGAGUUCAUUAUUACAUUCAUCUGUUUAUAUAUUAGGUGUAUUACGGUAAUGCUCCAUGUGCAUGUUCCAUAACGACGGAUGGCAAAAACAACACAAAUUUAACUUUUUUAUCAUCUCUGCGUUGGUGUUCCUAUCCAUCCAUUAAGAGAUGCAUUUCCUUGUGUUAAAAACUUUGGAGCAUACUAUGUAUUCUAUAUUCAAAAAAACAAACCUGUGUGGAAACGAGGCGUUGAGCAGCCACUGAAAUGUGUCCAAUCACAGGAACUACAAAGCCUCUAAACAACAGGAUGUCCUUCAAUCUGCAUUGUGAUUCUUCUGCCUGUGAGGACGCCAAAUGCAUUCAGUAAACACAUAUUUAUUUGCAUAACAUCAUUGAAAACACCUUUCACAGUGAGGCAACACUGACUACAUCAGCACAUGGACAAACCUGGCUCAAAAAUCAUCUGUUUCAUAAAACUAUGUGGGUGGAACGUCUUGUUUUGUCGGUACAGGAAGACGAGAGGCAGCUUUAAUGUGAAAAGGCUUCUGGGUAGAGGACUGCUAAUAGAUCUGCACUUUGUUCAUUAUCUCUCGAGUGUUUCUGAACACAGCCCGGCUGCUCAAUGAAUGAACGCAUGUGGGGGAAAAAAACAACCUACUGUAAAUGGUCAUUUCCUGCUUCUCUGGUCGUCAUGGUGAUCUGACUCAUCUACAGUACAGUGUACCUGUAGCUGUGUUGUAUUUAUGUCACUGAACUAUUGUUGUAAAUUUACAGUUUUUGCUAUGCACUGCUCAUCAUUUUUCUCUUUUUGUAUUCUCCUCUAAGUCCUGGUUUAUUUUCUCAUUCAAAAGUCCCAUCAGGAAACGUACCGUUUUAUUUAUUCUUUACGCGCAGCUUUAGUCAGGCUUACGAGGCGACUGAUCUCGUAACGACGUAAUCCUAGCUGCUACUAGUGUGGUAACAGUGUUUCUCGUCCAAAUCAAAUGCAUGUUGGUGCAGUUAAUGUAUUAAGAUGUGCAGCUGGUAGCAUUUCCCCUCCCUGGAUAUUUUAGGUUUAAAAUAAACACUUCUGUUGGUCUAUUUA
Messenger RNA from Centropristis striata (black sea bass), 7855 nucleotides. RefSeq names its product glutamate receptor, ionotropic, delta 2 (Grid2) interacting protein, b (gene grid2ipb). The transcript is spliced from 25 exons. The coding region runs from base 585 to 4901 and encodes 1438 amino acids. Gene Ontology annotation, molecular function: protein binding. The record is from RefSeq and is a predicted model, not a curated record. NCBI's taxonomy places the organism in Eukaryota, Metazoa, Chordata, Actinopteri, Perciformes, Serranidae.